This is a messenger RNA of Acanthosepion pharaonis, 1734 nucleotides long. Lineage: Eukaryota; Metazoa; Mollusca; Cephalopoda; Sepiida; Sepiidae. The record is from the annotation of a GenBank genome assembly.
AUGUCCUAUUUUUUUCUUUUUUCAGAUUUUUUCUUCUUUUUCAUUCAGAUUUUUUUAUUUUUCUUCCUUCAUUUUUUCUUCAUCUUCAUUCAGAUUUUUUCAUUAUGUAAUUUUCUCCUAAUACUCCCCAGCAUUUUUUUUUCUUUUCUGCUUUUUGCUGUAAUUCUUUCUUUCCUUCUUUUUUCUUUCUAUUUAUUUUUCUUCCUCUUUUUUUUUUCUUUUAUCAAUUUCUGGUUUUCAUUCCUGAUCCUUCCAUUUGCCAGUUUUUCUUUCUUCUCCUUUUCAUUCAUUUCCUGUUUUUUCAUUCAUUUCCUUUAUUUUUUAUUCAUUUCUUAUAUUUUCUUCAUAUUUAUAAUCUUUCUUCAUUCAUUUUUCCUUAUCCAGUUUAUUCAUCUCAUUGACGAUUUUUCUUCCUCUUCUCAUAGUCUUUCUUCUUCCUUGCCUCUUCCUCUUCUCAGUCUUUCUUCUCCCUCUUCUCAGCCUUUCUUCUCCCUCUUCUCAGCCUUUCUUCUCCCUCUUCUCAGCCUUUCUUCUCCCUCUUCUCAGUCUUUCUUCUCCCUCUUCUCAGCCUUUCUUCCUUCUUGUCUCUGCCUCCUCUUCUUCUCAUAUUCUUUCUUCUUCCUUAUCUCCACUUUUCCUCUUCUCGCAUGUUUUUCUUUUUCUUUGUCUCCUUCUCUUCAUCUUCUUGCAGUCUUUCUUCUUCCCUCCUGUGCCAAAUUCUCGUUCUUUCCACCCCUUUUCCCCCCUCUCCCUCCUCCCCUCACGUACUUGCUGUCCCUGCCCCUCUUGUAUUCCCGCACCCGCAGGGCAUUAAAAUCUGUGAAGUUCUUUCAAUGCAAAGAGCUGAAACUGUCUCAUCAAGAAACUAACUACAAAGAUAACAACAGAACCGCGACCACCACUGCCACCGCGAAAACGCAUAUUCCCACUGGCGUAAAAAAUGGCAUGACCCGAAGGUGCUGGUGUGUUUUAUUAGGCAGACAUUUCUUGUAUUAUAAAACUCCAACUGAUAAGACCCCACUUGGUCAGAUGAAUUUACGAGAUGCAAGGCUAGAAGAAAUCGAACAUCCAGAUGAAUCUGAUGAGGAUUCUUCUAUUUUGGUCGUACGAAAACAUGUUAUAGCGAUAUGGCUACCUCUACAAGGUCCGACCUACCUCAUUAUACCAACUAAACAAGAAAAGGACUCUUGGUUAUAUCAUCUGACGGUAGCUGCUGGCGGAGGAACUGGAAAUGUUGGAACCGAAUAUGAACAGUUGGUUGCAAAAGUAAUGGAAGUCGGUGGAAAUUUAAACUCCAUGUAUUGGAAACACCCAAAAAUGCUACACACCAAAGAACCAAUUUCAUCACCCAUGACCACACUGCCAUCAGAGGAGCUACAAGAAAGAGCUGUUGAUCUUUUCAAGUUGGUCUUUCAGUUCAUGAAUGCCCAGAUUGAUACUCGAUCUCUUGACUAUCAUGUGAGCCUGGCUCAAACCAUCCUGGGACUGUGUAUUGACCACCCUCAGUUGCAAAAUGAACUCUACUGCCAGUUGGUACGACAAACAUCACGUCAUCCUGUACAGAGCAAGAUGGGUGGAGUACAGAAUCUCCUCCUCUGUGGAAAACAUUCCUGGUUUAUCUGUGAUGGCGCCCACAAAUCCCCAUCAUCUUCAGUGAUGGACCUCAGGGGUGGCAGCUCCUCUCCAUGUGUGUCUCAUUGUUCCUACCAAAACAGAGUGUCAUGUGGUUACUAA